Molecule: messenger RNA, 2296 nt
Organism: Acanthopagrus latus (yellowfin seabream)
Lineage: Eukaryota; Metazoa; Chordata; Actinopteri; Spariformes; Sparidae
Gene: stx19
Product: syntaxin 19
Exons: 7
Coding region: 379-1287 (302 amino acids)
Biological process (GO): synaptic vesicle fusion to presynaptic active zone membrane; exocytosis; intracellular protein transport
Cellular component (GO): presynaptic active zone membrane; plasma membrane; SNARE complex
Molecular function (GO): SNAP receptor activity; SNARE binding
Source: RefSeq, a predicted model, not a curated record
AGCACCGUUAAGCGUGUUGGGUAGAGUGUCCUGAUCCUAGUCCGGCAAUGAAGUUCCUGCAAUUGCUACCGCUCCUCGAACAUAAGGGCAGUCCAGCAGGGGCCGCUAGUGUUCAGAUAAGUAAAUAGGCCUCCGGUCUGCUCCUCUUCCAUUGGCCCGCUCCAGGUCUGUCUUCAGUACGAGGUGGGAGGUGCCUGGAGGAGACUCACCCAGACUUCUUCAAAACUUUCCCUGCCUUCACCGUCGACUCUGAUUGGAAAUGCUCAGCUCUCUGUGAUGGAAUACUAACAAAUUCAAGCGCCUUCUUGUCAAGAACUUUGUUCGCAACGCAACAACUUUGCGUUCCGAGGAGCCGGCUUCGGUGAGGGCUCUUCUACAAUGAGAGACCGCUUGGAGGAGCUGCAGCAGAGGGCGCAAGACUUUUCUGAGGCGGCGAGCGAGGGCGCCAACCCUUUCUCGGCAGAAGGUGACAAUGGCGACUCUGUGGAGGUCGGGGUCAUCACGCCACAGGCUGUGGUGUUCGAGGAGGAGCCCAUCAUUGAGAACUUCCUGUCUGAAGCUCAACACAUCCGAGAUGACAUCACGAUGCUGGAGACGGAGGUGCUUAAAUUCAGCCAGCAGCAGAGGACCCUGGUGGCGACCAUGCGUCGCUUCAGCGUGAUGAAGAAAGAGAGCAGUGUAACACGGGACAUCAAGCUCCAGGCCGAAAGCCUCCACAGACGCUUAGAUUCACUUUCAAAGCAAGUACAAAGGACCGAGGACCUGCAGGGACCCGCUGCCGUUACGACGAGAAUACAGCGCUCCCAGCAUGCAGCGCUGUACCGCAAAUUCCAGCAGGUAAUGCUGCAGUAUAACGAAGGUCUGCUUACCAAGCAGGAGCGCUGUAAGCACUUCAUUAUCCGGCAGCUGGAGGUGUCAGGGAGGGAUGUGACGGAGGAGGAGGUGAACGAGAUGGUGGCCACGGGAAAAUGGGAGGUCUUCAACGAAAACCUGCUGAACGACGCCAGGAUCACGCGGUCGCAGCUGUCCGAGAUUGAACAGCGACACAAGGAGCUGUUAAGCCUGGAGAACAACAUGAAGGAGCUGAGGGACCUGUUCAUGGACAUUUUCAUGCUGGUGGAGGAGCAAGGCGCCUACAUCGAGCACAUCCAGACCAACGUGGAGAGGACGCAGGACUACGUGGCCGCGUCCAACGAGAAGUUCAAGUUGGCCGCCAGGUACAAGAAGAAGAACCCGCUCCGACAGCUGUGCUGCUGCUGCUGCCCUCCCUGGAGGUGCUGCUUAUAAAAAACAUAUGCAUUUUUAAAAAUUUUUUUUUUUUACCUCAUUCCAAACAACGUUUUAUUGAAAAAUCUCACUUUUGGGAGUAAGAAACAUCGGAUUCAAGCACCAUUAAAGUGAAGGUUAUAGUAGUGCGGUUUUCGCUGUUGAACGGAGUGAAGACGGAUUCAGCAGAGCAUAGAAAACAAUUAGGGGGGAAAAGGCCAGAAUUGGUAUUUGAGGCACUUGUUUCUUUCAAGAGGAUGUGAGGCGACCGCUAUUGGAAGAGACAGUUCAGUGAGUGCUACUCACCAACACUGCUGCUUAUUGGAGACCUUCACUGUCAUCUGACAGAGGUCACAAACAAGGGGGAGACCAAUGCCGCUGCCAGAUCAGCAACACUGAUAUUUCGCCCCCUCUUUUUUUCUUUUCAGAAGAGCCUCUCAUCUUUUUUUCUGCCUCAGGAGCUCUAGUUAAUGACCAUUUAUUUUUUUAUACAGUAUGUGCACUUUAAGACUUUAAGACCAUCUUUUUUCUCUCUUUUCCAAUCAGCAGAAACUAGAAUUUAACGCAGCGGCCAAAGAUCCUCAUCCUAAGAGAUUUUCAUCCAUUAUGUAUUCAUUUCUCUCUUUUUUUUUUUCGCUCUGCAUGAUUAAGAGAAAAAAGAACUUGUUUCGCAAUUAGUCAUUAAUCUCAUUUGCAUUUCAAAGCAUGGUCGUUUUUUUUUUUGCGAAAAAAAACAACAUACUAUUCCUUUUAUUCGGUUUCACAGAGGCAGGGAUUCAAGUUAAAAAAAAACAAAAAACUUUGAAUAACGAGCCUUGAUCAAAAUAUUUCUGUCACUGUCACAAAGCUGCAGGAAACCAUUGAAGUCGCUGGUGGAAAAAAAUAUGAUGGAAGAUGUUAUUUCUCUGGAUUGUUUUGUAUUUGAGAGUGGAACUUCAAUGUGUGAGCGUGUUGGAGCUGUUACGCUGUGCAGAUGAAAAAACUCUGGCAACCGUGUGUAUCGUUAUUAUUAAAAUGAUGUCACAUAAAA